UCCCAGAAUCCCUCCGCACACACGUAUGGCGACUAGGGGCGGAUCGUAGCUAAGUUCCUCUAAAACGCCGCAUUAUGAGCAUUCGCUCGGCUCGCGUGUGUCCGUGUGUCUUGUUGGAGUGCGAAGCGACGGCCGUGCGGAGGCUCUGAGGCGUUUCCACGGGUUCCGGACGCCUGUGUGUCUGUGUCUGUGGUGGAAGCGGACUGGGUAACAUGGCGGACCCCGCUUCUGUGGGGAGCGGCUCGCUGAGCGCCUCGGGGACGCGCUCGGGUAGUGGUAAGACCACCACUAGCCCCGCAGAGAACUACUACCUUGCUCGUCGGCGCACCCUGCAGGUGGUGGUCAGUUCGCUGCUGACAGAAUGCGGGUUCGAGAGUGCGGAAAAGGCGGCCGUCGAGUCUCUCACAGAGAUGAUACAGAGCUACAUCUCCGAGGUGGGGCGUUCAGCUAAGUCGUACUGCGAACAUACGGCCCGGAGCACUCCCACGCUGUCUGACGUAGUGGUCACACUCAUUGAGAUGGGUUUCAACGUGGACACCCUACCCACGUACGCAAAGAGAUCACAGAGGAUGGUUAUCACCGCUCCCCCGGUGACCAAUUCCCCUGUGGUGCCCAAAGCCCUCGCUGCAGGACAGAAGCGUGUGCACCCCCCUUAUAUCCCCAGCCACCUCCCGGAUUUUCCAGACCCCCACACCUAUAUAAAAACCCCGACGUUUCGGGAGCCGGUGUCAGACUACCAAGUGCUGCGGGAGAAGGCGGCCUCCCAGCGGCGGGAUGUGGAACGAGCCCUCACGCGGUUCAUGGCCAAAACAGGCGAGACGCAGAGCCUCUUUAAGGAUGACAUCACUGCCUUCCCUCUAAUUGCGGCACGGCCGAGCUCGAUCCCUUACCUGAAUGCCCUGCUGCCCUCUGAGCUGGAGCUGCAGACGUUGGAGGAAACGGACUCCUCGGAGCAGGAUGACCAGACAGACAAUGAAAAUGCCCCCAGCAACACUGUAACUGACGAAGCAGGAGCUGACAAGGAGAACUCGGUACUGCCACCAGGUGGUGUGGUACCUGCAGUGAAACCCAGCGAGGAGACCGUGAUCGACAACCCGUACCUCCGUCCAGUUAAGAAGCCCAAAGUGAGACGGAAGAAGUGACAACUGCUUAUGGCAGGCGGACUGGGGUGGUGUGUCCUCCACGAAGCUUUUACAGCAAGACGAGUGGAACACAGAGCAUUGAUCUCAAAGAGAUCUGGACUUGCGAUAAUAUCAGGGGUCGGGGGCUGGGCUGGGCCGGGCCGGGCCGGGCCGGGCAGGGGAAAAAGCCUACUCUACUUUGUACGUUACAUCUGCUGGUAAACACAGGAAUCAUGUGAAUGCUGUGGGAGCCAACAGGAGUUUACAUGUGUGGGUUUUUUUUUUUUUUUAAACAGGUCUUUCUAUCAUUAGUGUGUUGCUUAAAAUAUAAGCGAGUUGGAUUAAAUGUUCUGUAGCUACUUUUUUGGUCCAUGAUUUUAACAUUUUUCUUUCAUCAGCAGAAAAACUUUUAUUUUUAUAAGCUUUAUUUUGUAUAUGGCUUAAGCAUCCAGUCCUAACUCAAAUGGCACGGUAUUUCUUUGUACAGCUGUUUGUGCCUACGCACAGUGAUAAAUUGAGCCCAAGCUGAGGUGAAAUGAGUCACAUUUCAACAUUUAUUACAGAACAUAAAUUACCAUUAAUCUUAAAUGUAAAAAAAAUCUGACCAGCUGGACCAUUUAGAGAUGGAAUUCUAACGUUUAAUAAACUACAGAACUGCUGCCAAACACA
This is a messenger RNA of Scleropages formosus (Asian bonytongue), 1790 nucleotides long. It is a transcript of the gene taf8, whose product is annotated as TAF8 RNA polymerase II, TATA box binding protein (TBP)-associated factor. Gene Ontology annotation, cellular component: transcription factor TFIID complex. Gene Ontology annotation, biological process: transcription initiation at RNA polymerase II promoter. Gene Ontology annotation, molecular function: protein heterodimerization activity. Bases 213 to 1142 code for a protein of 309 amino acids. The transcript has 8 exons. The record is from RefSeq and is a predicted model, not a curated record. Lineage: Eukaryota; Metazoa; Chordata; Actinopteri; Osteoglossiformes; Osteoglossidae.